This is a messenger RNA of Arachis ipaensis, 389 nucleotides long. RefSeq names its product auxin-induced protein 15A-like. NCBI's taxonomy places the organism in Eukaryota, Viridiplantae, Streptophyta, Magnoliopsida, Fabales, Fabaceae. The record is from RefSeq and is a predicted model, not a curated record. Gene Ontology annotation, biological process: response to auxin.
CACAACUCAUUUGCAUCUCCACAAGUAUCAAAGCUCACAUAUUUCUCUCAAACAAAUCCUCCAAGAACAAUGGCUUUCCGCAUUCCAGGUAUUAGAAAGGCAUCACUUUCUGCAUCAAAAGGGACUAAUGUUCCAAAAGGCUAUCUUGCAGUCUAUGUGGGAGAUAAGAUGAGGCGGUUUGUGAUUCCUGUAUGUUACUUGAACCAGCCUUCAUUUCAAGAAUUACUAAGCCAAUCAGAAGAAGAAUUUGGUUAUGAUCACCCAACAGGUGGUCUCACAAUUCCAUGCAGCGAGGAUGCCUUCCUGAACCUCACUUGUCAAUUAAGUGGGCAGUAAAUUGUGCUCCUAGAGACUGACAUAAAUUAGCUGAGACAAAAUUUUGUAAAGAA